AUGUGGCGCGAGGCCAAGUUCGCUGACUGCGCUGCAGAGAUGGGUGGCGGGACAUACCAGCAGCUUGGACGGACUGGCAGUCGUUGCCAGCAGAACUUCGGCAUUGGGCAGCUCAGGUUCCUGUUCAUGUUCGGCAUUCUCUACAUUGGCCAGAUCGAGCGGGCGCGGAAGAUGAUGGAUUUGGCCGAUCGCGCUCAUAAAUUCCUGACUGUAUCGGCAAGACAGAGCCGACCCUUGACUCCGUUGGAGGGAUGA
This is a messenger RNA of Effrenium voratum, 255 nucleotides long. Lineage: Eukaryota; Dinophyceae; Suessiales; Symbiodiniaceae. The record is from the annotation of a GenBank genome assembly.